Messenger RNA from Oenanthe melanoleuca, 3952 nucleotides. RefSeq names its product forkhead box M1 (gene FOXM1). The coding region runs from base 430 to 2805 and encodes 791 amino acids. The transcript is spliced from 9 exons. The record is from RefSeq and is a predicted model, not a curated record. Gene Ontology annotation, biological process: G2/M transition of mitotic cell cycle; regulation of DNA-templated transcription. NCBI's taxonomy places the organism in Eukaryota, Metazoa, Chordata, Aves, Passeriformes, Muscicapidae. Gene Ontology annotation, molecular function: DNA-binding transcription factor activity; sequence-specific DNA binding.
AAUUCAAACCGGGAGCGCCGGGGCCGCCGCCGCUGCCGCCCUGCAUCGGCCCUGCCCCGGCCCGGCAGCUGGUGAGUCGCGACCUGUGCCCGCCACGGCCCUCCCGGCCCCAGGCAAGGGUCAGCACCCCUGGAGAGCCGCGCUAAGGCCACCGGGCGGCCGGGAGAGGGCAGCGCCUAGGCCCGGCGCGGGGCGGAGGGCUCCGCGGGAGCAGGUGAACUUGCUGGCGAGGGCGGCAGCGCAGGGCUGGAGGGGCUGAAGGAGGAGCUGGGAGCGAGUUGGCGCUGCUCUCCUUGGCCCCUCGGACCGCCCGUCCGCGGCAGUGCCCCGGCCCUGUACGGGAACUGCAGGUCGAGGCCUCCUUGGGAAGUGACGCGCUCCUGAUUUGUUCCUCUCCCUUUCAAUGGAGAGUGACAGUAUAGAUCAAUAAUGAGGACCAGCCCUCGCAGGCCCUUAAUUCUCAAAAGACGGAAACUGACCCUCCCACAGAAUGAUGACUCCAGUACUGCAGCAAGAGAGGAGAAGAGAGGUCAGGAUGAAAAGGCUCCUAAGCAGGAGCAUAGGCAGGAAGACCAACACAACAGACAAUCCAGAGACAAAAGGGACUGUGGCCUGCAGAAAUUCCCAGCGGGAAUAAAGAUAAUUGACCAUCCUACAAUGCCCAACACACAGGUGGUGGCCAUCCCUACAAACGCUGAUAUCCAGAGCAUCAUCGAGGCAUUGACAGCAAAAGGAAAAGAGUGUGGCAACAAUGGCCCCAACAAGUUCAUCCUCAUUAGCAGUGGGGGCACAUCCCGUUCAGCAGAUCCAGCACCAUCACAGCAUCUCCCAUCAGAGAAGAAAGCCAGUGCAGCCAUCAAGGCUGCAGAUAGUCAAGAAAGAGAGAAGAAUGUUCCACAGACACCUGGUCUUGCAGGCAGUACAGCCCUCUGGCAUUCAGGAGCUGAUCCUGUGGUUGGACAGGAACAGGAGACCAACAGCAGUGGUGAGACAAUGAGCUCUGUGUUGGACAACAGUCUCACCAACAUCCAGUGGCUGGGGAAGAUGAGAUCUGAUGGGCUAAAUCCCUCUUCAGUGAAGGAAGACACAGAGAAAGAAAAUCAGGUGCCUCUGCAGGAAAGAGUCAAGACUGAAGAGGAAGCUGCUGCUGCUGCUGUGUCCUCCUCAUGGCAGGACUCAGUGUCAGAACGACCUCCUUACUCCUACAUGGCCAUGAUCCAGUUUGCCAUCAACAGCACAGAGAAGAAGCGCAUGACCCUGAAAGACAUCUAUACCUGGAUUGAGGAUCAUUUCCCUUAUUUUAAACAUGUAGCUAAGCCAGGUUGGAAGAACUCCAUUCGGCACAACCUGUCCCUUCAUGAUAUGUUUGUCCGUGAGACGUCUGCCAACGGUAAAAUCUCCUUCUGGACUAUUCACCCUGAUGCAAACCGUUGCCUAACAUUGGACCAGGUAUUUAAGCCGCUGGAUUCGGGGUCACCAACAUCGCCUGAGUACUCUGAAUCACAACAAAAGAGUCGUCUUCCAGAUCCUCUGAAGAACAUGGGAAGCAAAACUGAACCCCAGAAUUCACGACGAAAGAUGAAGCCUUUGCUUCCUCGUGUCAACUCCUACCUGGUUCCAAUCCAGUUUCCUUUGAGUCAGCCUCUUGUCUUGCAGCCUUCCAUGAAGAUUCCUCUGUCCAUGGCACAGGGAGCAUCCCUUAACAGCUCAGAGACUUUGCAGAGCAAUAAACGUGUGCGCAUUGCUACAAAGAUGUCACUGUCUGCAGAAGAGUCACCCUGUUUAUCCACGGCUGCUGUCAAGGAGGAGGGUCAAUGUGAUGAAGGUUUAUUUCCCCCAACUCAUUCCAUACAGGAGAACAGCUCCCAGCCUGGUGAGGAAUUGUCUUCUUUCCCUGAGGGUGCCUGUAUAAAGGAGGAAGAAAGCUCUCAGCUGGAUCACUGGCUGUCCCCAUUUUCCUCAACCGUAACAGUCAAGGAAGAGCCAAGCUUGUUCCUUCCAGACUCAUCCCCAAAGGAGAGGAAACAGUUCACCACACUGAAGUCCCCAUCUAAGGCAGUUUCUGACUCUUUAGUUAUAAAGAGGAGGGAAAGGAGAGAAGUGGGCAGAUCCAGAAGGAAACAACGCCUAGCACUGCCUUGCUCAGAAGAGCCUGUCCUUGUUUUGCCAGAAAGCAGCAGCUUUGACCCUUUCCGGUUAGGGGCUGACCAUCCCUUCCCCCAGGAAAACCAGCCCCUUGAGAACCUAUCACAGCUCAGCUGCUCACGGGGAGAAGAGGGGGCCUUUAAAACACCAGUCAAGGACAUCUUCAGCAAAUUGCCCGUUUCUUCCACUCCCAGCAAAGUCUCAGCCACUACUACCCCUUCACUAGAGGUCCUUGACCCCUGGAAGUCUGCUUCCUUAGCCAAGGGAAGUCAUGAGCUGGACUUCAGUCCAGUGAAAACCCUUCAGUUGCCAUUCACACCCCUCCAGGACAACCAGGACUUGCUGGGUUUUAACAGCACACCCCUUAAAAAUCCUCUCUUUGAUUCUCCUCGCGAACUGCUCAAUACAGAAUCCAGUGACAUGGUCCAUGUGCCCCUCACGAGCUCUCCAGCGUUUAUUCGUGACACUUCCAGGCAAUCCUCUGUGGAACUGACAGCCUCUGGCUUUACUGAAAACCGGUCACUCAUGGAGGGCCUUAUCCUGGACACCAUGAAUGACAGUCUCAGCAAAAUCCUUCUAGAUAUCAGCUUUCCUGGUCUUGAGGAUGAAAAUUUAGGAACAGACAUUAGUUGGUCUCAGCUCAUACCUGAACUGAAGUGAACUGGCCCAGGGACUCAAUUUGACUUGUUCUGAUGUUACAGAAAGCACUCCACUCUUCUGAGAUUCAUUCCUGCAAUCUAAGACAACUACUUUUGACUAAUUUCCCACAUUCAUAGGAACAGAGAGCAUUAUUGACUCCUGCUAAGCUGGGAGACAGGACCAUCAGCUGCUAUGGGCUUCCUUUAUAAGAUGCUGUACACUUUGAGUGGAACAAGAUUGAUAGAACUUCUCUAGCCCUGUGCUAGAGAUAUCCCUGGAGAGAGGCUUCUUAUCAUGAGAAUAUCUAGGCAGGCCCUGAAUAGCAUUUGCUAUUCAAGAUAUCAGAGGAAACGAACAUGCUUCUCAGUACAAUAGGAAAGAGCCUGGGAACAUCCUCCUAGUUGUGUCCUAAUCUCCCUUUACUUUGUUCCCCUAUUACUUAGUAUCUUCUGUCUAGUUUUAAUGGCUGUAAAUACUGUACAUUCCUUAAAUUAGCCCUUAAUUAUAAUAAUAAUUUUAUUAUUGUAGGGUCAUGGGAAUAUUUGGCCUGGUAAGGGUUUGACCUAGAGUGUGUUGUCUGUAUGUUCACAUCUCUUGUAUUCUUCUACCCUAGUUGAAAGCCCAAUUUUUUUUUUUAAUUUUUUUUUUUUACUUCAAAAUCACAUUGAUCUAUGUUGUUCUAAGGAUUGCUGGGGCAAAGACCUGAAAAUGGUCUCUUUGUUACCCAAGUCAAACUGAAACAGAUUAUCUGGAUUGCAGCAUAAAAUCUUGGUUUGGCUUACUUUUCCCAGGCUGGAAAGAAGGCUGGAGAAAAGCUUGCUUUAAGCCAAAUAGCUCUUCUGAUUCCAGGGGUCUAUUAUGUACCUAGAGGACUAGGUAGAGAGACUGUUGGAGUAAGAUGGACCUCUGUUGAAUGGUUAAAGCUGCCCUCUUUACAGUCAGCAGUUGAAAAUGUAAAAAAAAUCAAAAAACCUAUAAAGGGAAUGCUGGUAUUUCCACUGAAAAUUGACCUCUGGAAACACAAGAUAUGUAUCUCUUUGUGCAAUAGAACCAGUUCUCUAGAACUUAUGUCAUAGAAGAAAUUGCCAUGGCAAAGAUCUGAUCCUUCUGCUUGCAGAGAAGUGGUGACUCUUGUACCCAAAUACUCAAUAAAGCUUCUGUGGGAACA